Boleophthalmus pectinirostris (great blue-spotted mudskipper) is the source of this 8337-nucleotide messenger RNA. RefSeq names its product bone morphogenetic protein 10 (gene bmp10). The transcript has 2 exons. Gene Ontology annotation, molecular function: growth factor activity; cytokine activity. The coding region runs from base 5749 to 7206 and encodes 485 amino acids. The record is from RefSeq and is a predicted model, not a curated record. NCBI's taxonomy places the organism in Eukaryota, Metazoa, Chordata, Actinopteri, Gobiiformes, Gobiidae. Gene Ontology annotation, cellular component: extracellular region. Gene Ontology annotation, biological process: SMAD protein signal transduction; BMP signaling pathway.
AUUACAGGUGGCUUUAUAGCUCAAAAAUACCCAGAAAACAGGCGUUCUGUCUGUGAGCGGUGUCACCUUUCCACAGAUCUGACCUGUAACUUGGGCUGGUUUGGUUUCCGUGAAGAUAUGAAGGUUUAAUUCCAUACUGUGAAGCAUUCCAGUCAAAGCAACAACAUUUCCACAGAGAAAAGCAUUUAAAGCCUCCACCAGAAAAGUUACACAAUGCACCUUUAAAGCAAAAUGGUGUAACUUUCUCGAGGUGGCAUGUCACCUGCAUGAUUCCAUGGAAAUAGAAAAUUUUAACUUUGAAACAUUCUCCAUGAAGAUGUUUUAUGCUGUACUGUGGGAGAUUAUAGCUAAAAGGUUGUGCAGUGAGGCUUUAAAGGUGCACUAUGUAACAUUUCUGGUGGGGGGGGGUACUGAAAUGUUCCACAGUACAGCACAACAAUACAGCAUCAAAAGUUUUAUAUUACAGGUCCUAUACUAUGCAAAGGGUCCUUUAUGAUGCAAAAUAGACUCUUGUGAGCUUUAAGCCAUGUUAGAAUGUUGUUACCUCCUCAAAAACACACCCACCUUGUGAUGUCAUGUAGCUGUAGUUUUCAGCUUAACAGCUGCCUUCCGCUAAUGUUGUUCAAUUCCAAAGCUAAAGUCAUCCUAAUGAUUAUAGUGAAUGUGUAUGGAGUUUAUAGACUCUGACACAGUGGAGCACUUCCUGUAUUACCAUAUGACAUCACAAGGUGGAACAGAGGGUUUUCUGUUUUAGAAAAGAACACAGUCUAAAUAUGCAGGGUUUGUGUGUUAAACAUGUGAAUGAAACACAACACAACUCCAGGUCUGUUUGUGAUGAGGAAACAACAUUACAACAGAUCAGAAAACAGUGUAAUAAUGACCCCUUAAAUUUGCUAUUCAAUAACAAAUGUUGUCUUCCAAUGAUGUUCAUUUGGUCUUCCCAUAAUUUAUGUUAUUAAGUGUUUUUUUCAGACUAAGAGUCUGUUUUCAUACCUGACAAUUUGGACUCCUAAUAACAUAACAAAUGUAUUCAAAUAUACACCAUGGAAAACAUGCAUUCUCACGGUGAGCGGGCUCCCUUCUCCACAGCCUGGUGCUGUCACCGACUUGUCUCCAUAGAGAUUGACAAGUUUUAUACGAUGGAACUGUGUUUCAUAUUGUGGAACAUUAUAAGCAAAGCAAUAACAUAUUCACCGAGGCAAGCAUGUGACACCAGAAAAAUGAACGUACACCAGAAAAAUGACAUAAUAUCAUCUGAUACAGGGCACUUUAGUUUAGAGACUUAGACUUAGGCAAACUUUAUUGAUCUACAGGGAAAAUUUAUAGUUUUUUAACGAUGUACCUGUUUGCCCACUUUUACAAUGGCAAUAAAACUUGAAGUUACUCAUUGAAGUGACUCCACCUCAGGCUCCAAGGAGCAGCAUUCCUUGGCAAGUAGACAGAUAUUGGCCAAAUGUAUCUGCACAUAUCUUUUAAUUACACCAAAGUUGCAUUGAAUACAGUUUAAAGGGGAGUUUUACUUUCAGUUUGAUUCUCAUUUCUGUUUCCACAAGUUUUCAUCAUGUAACUCGACUCUAGUGAUGUUUAUUGCAACACUUCUGAAAAUCAUUGUUACUUUCAAUGAACAGGAUCACUUCCAAGUGGUUAGAGCAUUACCUAAGAGUGUGUGCCUGGAUACUUUCUGCUGAGAGAGCGAUUUCUUUGCUUGGUUUUGUGUGCCAAAUUCACUGUAAUUUAUCGGAAAAGGCUACAAAACAAAACAUCUGGAUAAAAACAGUUCAAUAUGUUUUAUGGUCAGAUUUCACUCCAAGAACAGGGACUGUGGUCUCUUUAAGGGGCUGUAACUAAUUUCAAACCAUGAGACAGGGAUAUGUUUUAGCUUGAACUUUUAGCCCCAUCCAUUUUCCACUUUCUCCUCCUUUCUGCCACAGGCCCGUCAACAGAAAUUUGGGGGCAUGGGCCAAGGAGCCUCAUAUGGGCCCCUCUUUAAAAUGAUUUAAUAGGAGGAGGGUCCAAUUCUGGGGCCCAGGAAGCCAGACCCCCUUUGUCUUCCCAUGUUUUCUACCCUGCCUGGAAAGCUGAAACCACACAUUUUGUCAUUUUGUCUCCCUGAUUCCAGAGAGAGGGACUCACAGGCGGAUCAACCAAUCAGAGAGCAGAGAGAUAACAACAUAGAGGACUGACAAAUUGUGUAGAUUUUCACAGAAUCAAAAAUCGAAGCGCCAAACUCUUUUUUAUCUCGAGUAAAAGUUAUAUGCAUUUAUUUAUUUAUUUAUUUUGGGCAAGUAACCAUUUUACGUUCUUUUACAAAGGAAAAUGGUUUUAUCCAUUUUGACAUCAGUGCAAUCGUGCUAAAAGAAACAAAAAACUAAAAAGUGGGAAGAAGAAAAACGAACUAUAUUCCGUUCUGAAUCAUAAGAGAAUUUUGGAGAGGUGAUGAUGAUUUGAGAGUACAAAUUAGUGGCUUUGGUUGGACCUUCUCAAGUUUGGAUGGAGGUUUAUACGACGCUCUGUGGUUUAUUUUCCUACCCUUCUGGAUUUAAACAGGAUGUAGAAAGGACUGGUUGGUCAAGCAAGAAAACAGUGUCUGGGAUAGCAUCGUGCAAUUGUUUCUUAUAGUUGCCUAAUCUCCAGAAAGGUAUUUUGUGUUUUUUCACUAUUAAAAAUGCACCCUGACAGAGAAUCGAGUGUGUAAGAAAGUGUCAGACAGUUGGUUUUCUAUGAUUCUAAGGGCUUGUUUACAUGAGAACACUUGUGGGUAAAAACAACAAAAUAUUUAAUCUGAUGUGCCUUUCGUUUAGACGGUGACGGCAUUUUUGGGGCUUAAAAACGCAAAAAUCUGAAAACCAUCCUCCAGAGUGGAAAAGUUAAAUACGCUCCGCUGUAGCGUUUCCGUCUACACUGCCCAAGCCACAAAACUCUGAUCAGAUCUGCUCACGUCGUGUACAUACUGUACACAGAAAAAAACGUAUAGCCAUAGCCGCCUGGCAUGCAUCCAGUUCCACACACUUUUGCGUCACCGCACGCAGAUUUCCUCCCGAAAACGCUCGUCUAAAUGGGGAAUAAAAAGUGAAGAUGUAACGCCAUUUUUGCGUCUUCUGUUCAGAUCGUCAUCAUAUAAACGUAGCCUUAGUAACAAUGUGCCUGAUUGGAUGAAAAAAGUGACACUGUUGAGAAAAUGCUACGUAAACUGAAUAGUUUAUAAUAACAAUAACUGUACAGCUUAUUUAUAUAUUGCUUUUCAGGACGCUUACAGCUACAUACAGUCUUUUUUUAAACUUAUCUAGAGGCUUUUAUGAUACGUGCACUCAUCUUGACGAGAAUAAAUUAAAGGUUCCUUAUGUAACAUUUCUGGUAGAGGGUCUUCCACUUGGUUGUCUCCAUGGGGAUGUUAUUUAUUUCUUUAUGCUAUUAAAGUUUUUCUAUCUUGCUUAAAAUUUUCUAUCUUGCUUUUUUCAGGUGUAUAUAUUGCUAAAUAAUACUUUUAAAAAAUAUUCCUCACUAUGUACGCUCUGCCUCUCCACAGAUCUGACCUGUAACAUGCUCCACCUGCUUGUCAUCAUGGAGAUAAAUAAGGUUAAAACUGUAACAUUUCAGUAAAUCAAUGAUAUCCCCGUGGCGGAUGCUCCACCAGAGAAGUUACACAGUGUACCUUCAAAAUCAGGUGCAAGGGAACUACAUAGACCAUGAUCCUUUGCACCGUUUAAGUGCAGACUAUAUGAAGAAAUAACUGUUUUAGCUCUUUUAAAUCUUACUUCUUCAUGCCUUACAUCUUGUUAAGGCAUUUUAAGAAGGAAAAGUAGCAUAUUCACAAUUUUGGAAUAAAUAUCGUACCGAGUUUACAAUACGGACCAUAUGAGGGGACAGUGGUUGUGUACCAAAGGCAGUGCCUUUAUCAAAGCUUCUCUUGCCUGUCAGGAAGAUGUGCUAAUGUGUUUGUGCAGCCGAAUCCCAGAUAAGCCCACGUCUGUCAAGUGUCAGCCUGGCAGAAGAAUGGUCGAGCCAGGAAAAGUGACGCACCAUAAGCACAGGGUAUCUGAAGGUCACCUCAAACAGCCCAGGAAUGACGGACAGUAGUGGAGUGAGGAAUCAGGUGAGUAAAGCGAUAAUUGCCUUGAUCUGACGACAAGAGUGCGCAAACAAGAGGAAGCCAUCCCAGUGUGGUGAGAGAAAAGGCUGCGUCAGGACCAUGUGUGGGACCUGACAGCUUGUUGAUGAAGUAUUAGUAGAAAUUAUUAAACAAACAAUUUAUUUCUAUUCAAUUUACAUAUAUUUAUUAUACCACAUAUUACUUACAAAAGAAAAGAAAACACCCUUCUUGCUCAAAAGGCAGUGAGAAGAAGUAAAAACAUAUUUUAUAUCCAGGUGGGUGGAGUAGACAAAAAUUAUACACAAGUAAGAGUAACAUUACUUCAAAAUAGUAUUAUGCAAAUAGAAGUAUAAAGAAGUGAUCCAAGAAAUUAUUCCAAAAAAAAGUAUUUGGCAAAGGUAUUUCUAACUGCCAGAAUGUAAAAUCUGAUUUAUAAUUUAGAGUUAAUGCAUUUGGUAGGACAGAAAGUGCAAAAUCUGACAGUUUCAAAGGAUAGACACAAAAAUCCAAAAAAACUAAAUCAUUUCUGAAGGAGAGGUGAAAGAAACACAAACGUUCAGAUCAUUUCACACUGUCAACAUAACACUUUUGUCAUUAAGUGGGAAGAGUAACUAAAACCUUUACUCAAGUAAGAGUACUGUUUCUGUUUUACUGUUUGUAAAAAUAUUACUCAAAUGGGAGUAAAGUAUGGUCAAGUCAAAUAAUGCAAACAGAAGAAAAUUAUUUCCAUAAAAUGGAUCUCACACUAGCACAGCUGACCCUGAAUGACUUGCAGCACCUUGCUAAAAAUACGAGUGAGUUAAUGAAGCUGACAGCUAUAAGAAUCUGUGUUCAGUCACCUACUACAAUGUGAAAUGUUGAGCAGAAGAUAUUGCAUACCAUCUUAAACACAGAAGUUAUUUUAUUUUUAAUCUAUAAUGAACAUGGUCAAAAAGUGCUCAAAAAGAGACAGGGAUAGAACUCCAUCAUAAUAACAAUAUUUCUAUUUCUUGGACUCACUGAGCAUUCAUUUCAUUUCAUUCACAACUGUAAAAUUGCACCUAGUCUCAUGUUAUUUUAAGAUAUCUUUUUUAGCACAGAAUGCACCAGUGUGCUGUACAUGCUCAAGCAGCAGCUAAUAGAGCCCAUAAUUUACAACACAAAUAAACAGAUGAAGAAAAUCCACUGUGGAGCACCCACCCAAACAAAAUGUGCACCCAGAAGGAGGCUGGAGGCCGAUGUUUAUAAAAUCCUCAUUAAGGAAGUAGUGAGAUAAGGCCACACGCUCAUGUGCAGCACACUGCAGCUAUGCAGCCUAUCAUGUCAGUGAUAAGGGCAGAGGACUCACCCGGAGCAGCCAGAGCUCUCAAAGACCUGACCGAGGCACAUCAGACAUGAGUGGCACAGACUGCACCACAGCCAGGCCACCCUGUCACCGGAACCACUGCCCGUGCUCACAACACUUCAAAAAGUGUUCACAAGGAUAAAUACUGCAGGAAGCCUAUCCCCACUCAACCUGUUACACAGACUCAGAGAGUGGGCCACUGCACUGACCUGCGGGACACAGCAGGCUUGGAGAUACGACAAGUGAACUUUGAGUGGAUAGAGAUUUUUCUUCUUGUUGCACCAGCCCAUUGACAACCCCAAAGGGUGUCAGCUUCAGUGUGAAGACUUCUCUCAUGGCGAGCACUUGGAUCUCUGAACUGGGACCCAUCUUAAACUCUAAGCCUGUGCUGCUGCUUCUUGUGACUGCGCUCCUCCAGGGCCCUCAGAGCUCUGACAGCAGCCCCAUCCUGAGUACCCAUCAGAGGCAUCGGCCCGACCCAGGUCUGGGCGACGGCCAUGGAGGGGUGGUGGAGGUAUCAGAGUUGGAGCAGGAUGGAGCAAUGAACAUUCAGUUACUGGAGAGUCUGAAGGAGCAGUUCCUCAGGACAUUUAACCUGAGUGGAUCUGGUCCUCAGCUGUCUGCAGACAGCACCAGAGAGGAGCCCCCGGAGUACAUGAUGGAACUGUACAACCGAUUUGCCAAUGACCACAAUGCCAUGCCCACGGCCAACAUCAUCCGCAGCUUUAAGAACGAAGAUACUUCGCCAAGUGUUAUCGAUGCUGGAGGGGUCAGACGCCAUAAACUUCUCUUCAACGUUUCAGUACCACACCAUGAGCGAGUUACGGCAGCUGAACUACGCCUCUAUACCCUGGUUCAGACUGACAGGCACCUGUAUGCUGGGGUGGACCGAAAAGUGACUAUCUAUGAACUGGAAUCUAAUGAAGAUGAAAACAACGCAACGGAAGAGAUACAAGAAAGAGAGGAUGAACUGAGAAAGGAGGAUGAAGAAAUACACCUUACAGAAUUGGCAUCAAGGCAAGUUUUCGGCACAGAUAACGGUUGGGAAGCAUUUGAUCUUACGGGGGCUGUCCAACGUUGGAGAAACUCUGAACAAGGAACUACACAUCAGCUUGAGGUGCACAUUGCAAGCAUGGUCAGUGACGAAAACAUCCCUGAAAUGGCAAAUGAAAGUGACAAUGCGAUUUUGCAAGACAUGAAAAUUGAUACGAGUCCUGAGGAGAAGCACAAGCCAUUACUGAUUGUUUUUUCGGACGACCAAAGCAGCGAUCGAAGAGAGGACAAGCGUGACUUAAAUGAGAUGAUUGAUCGAGAAACCUCCAACAUGGUCCUUCAAAAUGAGAUUUGGGAUGACUUGGAGAAGAGCAAAGAUUUAUAUGAGGAUGAAGAGGAGCCAGAUGAAGAGGAUCUCAUUCAAAUGAGGUCCAAUUUUAUCUAUGACACCGCAUCUCGUAUUAGGAGAAAUGCCAAAGGGAACCACUGCAAGAAGCAGUCCUUAUAUGUGGAGUUUAAGGACAUUGGUUGGGACAGUUGGAUCCUGGCUCCCACUGGUUAUGAUGCCUACGAGUGCACUGGGGUGUGCUCUUUUCCAUUGACAAAGCAUGUAACACCCACUAAGCAUGCCAUUGUCCAAACACUUGUAAACAUCCACAGUCCACAGAAGACAUCUCAAGCAUGUUGUGUUCCCACCAAGCUGGAUCCUAUCUCACUCUUGUACUUGGACGAUACUGGAGUGGUCACCUACAAGUACAAAUAUGAAGGCAUGGUGGUGGCCGAGUGUGGCUGCAGAUAGUGCUGGUUUUGACAGACUCUGACUCAGAAAUGUGAAAGCCAGCCAUUAGCUGAAACCACCGGAAAUGGGGGUUCAAUGGAUUCUACCAAAGAAAGUAUUGAAAAGCUGUAAACGCACCAAAGUGAUGCUUGUGGAAAGCAUUGGGACUGCAGUUGUUGUUGACAGUGGCGAUAGUGAGGUGUGUCCUCAGUGAGAGUUACACAGCUCCAGAUUUCCCAAAGGCUCAGGCCUGAUGCAGCAGGCACAGACUGGUGGGAACCGGACUCCCCCCUCACUUCCCCUGACAGGGUCUUCCUCUGCACUUAUCUGUGGCCAAACAAUCAUCAGCACUUCAUGGGCCUGAGGCGAGCGGGCGAGUGGGCGGGCUGCGAGGCCUGGACUGUCCUGCUGCUGGACCUGCCUUAUCUGCCCCUCUGUUUCCACUUCACAUGCCUCUGCUCAGCCUGAGCCCGGUGAUAGGGAGCUGUUUCAGAAACAUGUGUGGCACCAUUGGACUGAACAGUAUUGGUGUAGAACAAACUAUGCACAGGACACAGGGGCAGGGGUCACCCACAUUCCUGAAGUCAACCCACUGACCUAGUCUAUGCCCCCAACAUACCUCCAGCCUCUGGUUGGGUCAUCCAUCACUUUUAUCAAGAAAAGCCCUUUAGGGCAUUAUUAUGUUCAAAGCCAAUACUGUGAUUGUAAGCUGUAUUAAUAUUCAUUUGAUACCUCUGCUGCUUGUGUCAAUUUAUCUAUUUAUUGAGUUAAUUUAUUGAUUUUGACAAUGUACAAUUUUUAUUGUAGAUUUCAUGUUGUGACAAUGCUUAUGCAGCAUAAAGAUAUUUUUGGGAAGUAUUAUUAUUUACAGCACAGAAGAAUAAUGAAAUGCCUCUAUGGACACUCUGUUUCCAUUAUGUGUUGUUUAAGGAAAUUGUAGUUAAGGUCUUGACACAGUGCGCUGAAGUCUUGCUCAUUUUGUCUGACAGUAUCAGCGCACAGGUCAAAGUUUAUGUGUCACACAAACAAAGCAUCAUGGGAAACAGUACGAGGUGCGCUAAUGAACAAAAUGGAGGGUCUGUCUGUGUUGACAGCAAGCAGAUGCCAGUGAAGCUCUGAUGGAAAUGUGCUAAUAAAAAAAAGCAGAUCCAA